Molecule: messenger RNA, 1845 nt
Organism: Nematolebias whitei (Rio pearlfish)
Lineage: Eukaryota; Metazoa; Chordata; Actinopteri; Cyprinodontiformes; Rivulidae
Product: inactive phospholipase D5-like
Exons: 10
Coding region: 1-1845 (614 amino acids)
Molecular function (GO): catalytic activity
Source: RefSeq, a predicted model, not a curated record
AUGGAGCCUCGAGGGACCCGCUGCUCAUCACGUGGCCAAGACCUGAGGGGUCACUCAUUCAGUCUUGGCUUACAGCCCCCAGCUGUUGCGGCCAGCUCCAUUAUAACUGCAGUUCAGCAGCAGGAUUAUUCAGCCAGCGUUUGGCUCCGCAGGCGGGAAAAACUGGAACAUUCUCAGCAGAAGUGCAUUGUGAUCUUCGCCUUGGUGUGCUGCUUUGCUGUGCUGGUGGCGCUGAUUUUCUCAGCAGUGGAUAUUUGGGGCGAGGAUGAGGAUGGAAUCACAGAAGAGAACUGUUCAAGGAACUGCAGUAUAGUGCUCGUGGAGAACAUCCCAGAGGACAUCUCCUUCUCAGACAGCAGCAUAUCUCACCUACCUCUCUCGGUAGGACUGAACAAUUUAUUGGACAAAGCUGAGCGGGUCGUGGAGAUUGUUUCCCCGCUGUGGCUCCUUGAGUCCUCUGAAGAAUCCAGCUUCCACCCUGGUGCCAGACAGGGCAAGGACCUGUUGUCCAGGCUGCAGGGGCUGAAAGCAAAAGGAAUCCAGUUGAAAAUCUCCUGUGGGGACGUCAAGUCAGCUGACCUGGACACACUGGCAAAACAAUAUGCUGAGGUUCACAAGGUGAACACGACAGCCUUGACUAAGGGAAACAUCCACUCGUCCUUCUGGGUGGUUGAUCGGAAACAUUUCUACAUCGGCAGCGCCAGCAUGGACUGGAAAUCUCUGACCACAAGAAAGGAGCUUGGUGUGUUGGUAUACAACUGCACGUGUCUGGCUUUGGACCUCCACAGAGUGUUCAGCCUCUAUUGGGGCCUCCAGCAUAAAGACUUCAUCCCCAGCUUCUGGUCCAAACGACUCUUCCCUUAUUUUAACAGAGACAAACCAGUGAUUGUCACAUUCAACAGCACAGAAGCUGAAUCCUACAUCUCUAGCUCGCCAGAUGUUUUCAUCCCCAAAGAUCGUAGUAGUGAUCUAGAAGCCAUUUCCAGGGUCAUCCAGCAGGCCCGGCAAUUCAUAUACAUUUCCAUCAUUGAUUACCUGCCCCUGGUGAGGAGCAAUGCAGUGAGCAGCACGCUGAGAUACUGGUCUCGUAUCGACGACCUCAUAAGGGAGGCUCUGAUCUUGAGGAAGGUGCGAGUCCGCCUGAUGAUAAGUUGCUGGGAAGAAACAAAUCCACUUACUUUCAACUUCAUCUGGUCCCUGAAGAGUCUGUGUAUGGAGCAGGCCAACUGUUCCCUGGAAGCUAAGUUCUUCAGCCCCAAAGAGCAGGGGGACGGCAGUCUCAGCGGAAUAAACCACAACAGGUUUAUGGUUACUGACAGAGCCAUUUAUUUAGGAAACCUUGACUGGGUGGGGAACGAGUUUACAUACAACACCGGAGCAGGCCUUGUGAUCAGUCACCCAGAAAGCAUGUCAGAAAAGCACUUCACAGUAGUGGAGCAGCUACACGCUGUUUUUGAGCGGGACUGGUUUUCACGUUACACUCGCUCGCUUCAGACCAACAAAAUCCCUGUUUGCAACAAGCACCAAAUCACCAAAAAAGUGCCAGACAAAGCCAGACACAGUGGACCAGCGCCUAUCAGAGCAGGUCAGUUUGGUGCUGAACCCGAACUGCUGAGGAACCACCUCAACGUCGAUGGACUGACAUCCCACCAUGAGGACAGAUUAAGAACAAUUAGUCACCAAAGCAUUGCCGGUGAGCAGGCACCAGCUAUGAUCAGUCACAAAGAGAUGGCUGGAAUCGAAAUGACUCACCUUGAAGACAGACAGACACAAAAAAAUAAUCACAACUGUGACGGCUCACUGGAUCCAACCAGUCAGUCGGCCGAGAGCAGCGGCUCUCUGUGA